Messenger RNA from Amoebophrya sp. A120, 1074 nucleotides. The record is from the annotation of a GenBank genome assembly. Lineage: Eukaryota; Dinophyceae; Syndiniales; Amoebophryaceae.
GUCACCUUCAGCAACCGUGCCACUCUGUUCAUGGAAAAGUCCAACUCGUUCGCCAACUUCAGCGGAAACAUUCGGCGGCACCUUUCGGAACGAACCCGACACGGUGUCACGAAAGUCAUGUCGCUGGGAGGUGGGUCUCGGAACUUGCUUCGGACAAAGGAGAAAAGCGCGGGCGGGCACCGCAGCAAGGUCGAUGGUGGAACAGCGGAGAAUCAUGUGUCACCAGGCAAAGGCAACACUACUGACGACCUCACCUCGGAAGCAAGCGAGUUUUCGGGCAAUAGCAACGUCGACGACCAGAGCACUGUGGUACAUAAACAAAGUAAAUACUCCAAAUCCUAGCUUUCUUAAGUGGUUUUAGACCGGUCACUGAAGUCUAAAAACUUCUUUGCUUUCUUUGAACUUCCUUAUCCGUGAAAGUAGAUAGGGCUAGGCAGACAUCGCACUAAUAUUUAUGUGCAUGUUCUUGUUGAGGUCUCGAUCUCGUCCACCUCUGCAGGAGCCCGUGCGCAUGAUCCCAAAAAAUUAUUUGCCCUUACAACUACUACUACAUCACUACCAGUUCACCUCUGCAUCCGCGACCGGAGCGGACAUUCACCGUUCCUCCACACCCCCGCAGAAGAAGAAAUGGAAGCGAUCCAUUCGCGUGGUCGGAGGCGUGCAGAACGGCCACGUGUACCUUCGCGUGUAUGGUGGUCUCAAACGUUGCAUGGGUCGCUGACUGUGAAAAGGUGCCCUUUGUACGGAGUGCGUUCGUGUGUUCGGUCGGAUUUGCGUCACGAAAUCAUGGCACAGCGAUCAAUGUAACGUUUGAGAACCCCAUAGCAUGGACGAGGAGGUGGAUGAGUUGCAGGUGGAACAGGAGACAGAUCCGUCCGCCAGCGAGCGAAACCUUUCGACGUACGGGACGAACAAUAGGGGCAGUCUGGAUGGCAUUCACGCGGACCUUGCGCGCGCCGCGAACAACAGUGGGGUACUCGCGGCCCGGAUUUCCGGGCUCACAGGCGACGGCGGCCGCACGCCCGGCGGGCCGUUGGAGGACGGCCGGCCGCUGCAUGACUUGGUGAACCCGGC